AUGCGUUCCAAGCUGGAACGCAUCGCGUCCCGGCUCGUCACUUCCGGACCCGCCGAACGAAGCUGCGCUGAAAAAAAGAGAGAGUUACAUCACUAUCUGAAAAGAGUCACACUCACAGACACCGACAACCUGAGUUCUUAUUUUGAUGAAAAUGGAGAAUUUAUCACUCACUAUGGGAUUAAUAACUUGUUCCUUAAAAAUCGUUUUCCCUUUGCCUUGUCUUGGGCACAAGUUGGAAAAUACACGCCAUGGGCUCCCCCAGAUCAGAGACUUAAUAUAACAACAGAGGCAAUAACAUGGAACACAUUAGACAACAAGGUAAAGUACGUUCAAGUGAUCCUCAAAGGGCAAGUUGUUGAAGAUUUGGGGCAUAUACUGAUUCAGUUAUACAGUGACAACUGCUUCAGAUGCCCAGAUUUGGAAUGGCCCAAUAAUAGAAAGAAUCAGUGCAUUCCAAAAAAAGAAGACUUUCUUUCCUACACUACUGAUGUAAUUUCAAUAGUUCUGUCAUCAGUAUCAGUUCUCUUUUUGCUUAUAACAUUUUUGAUAUUGGGAGUGUUUAUAAAAUACCGUGACUCCCCCAUUGUGAGAGCCAACAACAGAAGUCUCAGUUUCCUCCUCCUUGUCUCCAUCAAGCUGAGUUUCCUCAGUGUGUUUCUGUUCCUCGGUCGCCCUGGGGAUAUAACCUGCCGGCUGCGUAACAUCACUUAUGGAAUCGCCUUCUCCAUAGCCGUCUCUUCUCUCCUGGCCAAGACUAUCAUGGUUUAUAUUGCUUUCAAAUCCACCAAGCCAGGGAGCUCAUGGGGAAAAUGGAUGGGAGUGAAACUGUCCAAAUCUGUAGUCUUGGUCUUUUCGUCCAUUCAAAUAAUAAUCUGCAUUACUUGGUUGGCCAUUUUUCCUCCCUUUCAGGAACUGGACAUUCACACUUACCCUGGAACCAUCAUCAUUCAGUGCAAUGAGGGCUCAGCUCUUGGCUUUUACUCAGUUAUUGGGUAUAUGGGGCUUCUGGCAGCUGUUAGUUUUGUUUUAGCAUUUUUAGCUCGGAGCUUACCGGACAGUUUUAAUGAGGCCAAGUACAUC
Xenopus tropicalis (tropical clawed frog) is the source of this 1080-nucleotide messenger RNA. RefSeq names its product vomeronasal type-2 receptor 26. Gene Ontology annotation, biological process: G protein-coupled receptor signaling pathway. Lineage: Eukaryota; Metazoa; Chordata; Amphibia; Anura; Pipidae. Gene Ontology annotation, molecular function: G protein-coupled receptor activity. The transcript has 4 exons. Gene Ontology annotation, cellular component: membrane. The annotation marks the transcript as partial. The record is from RefSeq and is a predicted model, not a curated record.